GGAGGAGGAGGAGGAGGAUGUGACAACAGAGGAGGAGGGGGUAGGGGACGAUUAUGAAGCGUCCAAAAGCGUGAGACAUCCUGUACUUCCGGAAUACGUGCCCAAAAACAAAACUAUGAACAAGUCACGACCGGAUGUGGAGGAGAGCGAUUCCAAACAGGGCAGAACCGCCAGACGUCAAAAAGGGGAGGAGAGCGCAGAUUCUGAUGACGUCAUCGACCGGAAGACGAAGAAAAAGUCGCGGUCUACGUCAGCAGGAAAGGGAGACAAAAAGACAACGUCACGAUCUCGAAGCGGUUCGAGCAAGAAAAAGAAGACGAAGAAGAAGAAAGACGACGACAGCUAUGAUUCGGAAGACGACGCGGGAAAAUACUCCGACGCUGAUCUCGAUACGAAGAAGAAGGAGCAGCAAAAGAAGAAGAAGAAACGGUACGAAAGUUCCGACGAUGAACGUUCUAGAAGCAGAAGCAGAAACAGACGGCGCUCCUCCACCAAGCGUAGUCGGUCACGUGAUCUAGCCACGUCACGCUCGGACAGUCUCGCGGGAUCGGACGAUGCCGGGUCAGAGAGGAGUCGAACCCGCGCCCGCCACAAAGAGGGCGGCAACAAACACCCCUCCUUGUCUCGGAACUCCAGCGGCAAGAAGAAACGAGCGGCUUCCAAAGACCGAUCCGCGUCGAAAGACAGACUAUCGGAAGCGGACGGUCGCAGGAAAAAACAGAGCGGCGCCUCGUCUGAUGAGGGCUCAAAGUACAGCAGCAGCCGACACCACCAACGCACCAGGUCGAAGGGCGGGAGAGGGGAGUCGGAUGUGGAGAGAAAGACUCGAACCCGGGACUUCUCGGACACGGAGAGCGUGCGCAGUAAGCAGAGUAGAAGGACCGGAGAGAAGCCGAAAGGGACGUAUUCCAGCUACUAUGAAUACUGACACCUAUGUGAGAAAUACGUUUAGGUAAAUACUGAAAGAAAGAGACGUAUUCUAGGCUCUGAGAAUACUGACACGUAUGUGUGAGAAGUACCUGUACUUAAAUACCUUGAGAAAGAAAGGUAUUCAAGUUACUAUGAAUACUGAUGCGUACGUGAGAAAUACAUUUACGCAAAUACUGAAAGAAAGAGACGUAUUUUAGGCACUAUGAAUACUGACAAGUACGUGAGAAAAGCAUGUACGUAAAUACCGAAAAAGGGACGUAUUCUAGCUACUAUGAAUACUGAAAGAGACACUUAAUUGAGAAUACAUGUACAUAAAUACCGAAAGAAAGGAAGGUACUUUAACUACUAUGAAAAUACGUAAAUAUACAGAAAGAAAAGUUUUCCAACUGUUAUGAACUAGCUGGGUGUCCUGUUCGAUGAACGGACUCAAAAGAAUCUAUCGUCAAGUCAUUGUGGGAUCAGUGCUCACACUCUUUGUGAACGGAAG
This is a messenger RNA of Aplysia californica (California sea hare), 1417 nucleotides long. RefSeq lists its product as uncharacterized. Gene Ontology annotation, cellular component: cytoplasm. Gene Ontology annotation, molecular function: protein binding. Gene Ontology annotation, biological process: signal transduction. Lineage: Eukaryota; Metazoa; Mollusca; Gastropoda; Aplysiida; Aplysiidae. The record is from RefSeq and is a predicted model, not a curated record.